AUGUUGUUGAUGUUCGAGAAUGGUAUACGUGGAGGAUUGGUGCAGGCAAGUAAGAGGUACGCGAAGGCUAAUAAUGACAAGACCCCGGAUUAUGACGAGACAAAAGAUAAAUCAUGGAUAAUAUAUCAGGACUGUAACAACUUGUACGGAUGGGCUAUGUCACAGUACAUGCCGUACGGUAGGUUCAACUGGGUUGAACCUACAUUGAAUGGAUUGAACGAUUUGGAUGACACCUCCCCCAUAGGACGAGUGUAUGAGGUGGACGUGAUGUACCCACGACACCUACACAACGAACAUAACGACCUGCCUUUCCUGCCACAAAAUAGUGUGCCUCGAGGCUCGAAGGUUAGGAAGUUUAUGGCCACGUUUGAGCAAAAGGAGAAUUAUAUUAUACAUUAUCGAAACCUGCAGCAGGCGAUUAAGAAUGGAUUAAUAGUAGAAAAAGUACAUAGGGUUAUUCAAUUUAACCAGUCAGAUUGGCUGCCUAAAUAUAUUAAGUUGAAUACAGAGAUGAGGAAGAAGGCUAAGAACGAAUUCGAGAAAGACUUUUUUAAGCUGAUGAACAACGCUGUAUUUGGGAAGACUAUGCAAUCGAAGAGGAAGGAGAUGAAGAUGGAGUUGGUGUCAUGUGAAAGGAGAUUACAGAAAUUGAUAAAUAAGAGUACAUUUAAACACUGUACUACUUAUAAUGAGAACCUGAACGCGUUCGCACUGGAGAACAAAAUUAUUAAAUUUGAUAAACCUAUAUAUAUUGGAUUCGCUGUACUAGAUAUUUAA
Messenger RNA from Macrosiphum euphorbiae (potato aphid), 777 nucleotides. Lineage: Eukaryota; Metazoa; Arthropoda; Insecta; Hemiptera; Aphididae. The record is from the annotation of a GenBank genome assembly.